CGACCGCAACAACGAAACAAACAACGUGAUUCAACGAUCUGACUGAUAACAGCAACAGCAUCCACAAGGGUGAAAGUUUGUUUAUAGAAUUUAAAAUAAGUAAUUUGUAGAUUUGUGUUGAUAAUAAUAUUCACGGUCAGUGCCUAUAGAAAUCGAUUCGAAGGUCUCAAACAUUAAAUUGAACUCUGUAUUUUUCAAUGUUGACAAUCGUUAGCAUGUUGUGUCAAAUUUGCCUUGAUAACCGUUGAUGAAAAGUGAAACAAUUAAGCAUAUGAAGGAGUUGAUUGCUGAUAUUGCAGCAUCAGUAUGGGGUCAGGCUUCCUGGAUGAAAAUAUCAACCCUUGCCUGAAGGAGCAAGCCUUGUCACUAAAGUGCCUGCAGAAUAAUAAUUAUGACAAAGAUAAAUGCUUUCUUCCUAUCGAGAACUACAAAUUUUGCAAAAAGUUUUGGGGCAAAGUCCGAAAAAUGAGAAGGUCACAGGGUAUUUAUCCUUUACUACCUCCACCUGAAGAAAGAGAAAAAGUGAAAGCAGACUGGCAGGCAGGCAAAUUUAAGCUGGACGUAUAGUCAGGUUUUUAAAGGUGCAUUGCAAAUUCAUGGAGUGCAUUAGAGAUUAUUUAGCAAGAGGUAUCUUUCCUAUCGCAAACAUCCACUCAUAUGGAAAAAAGUGAUAAUGCUGAUUUAACAAUUUUGUAGUUGAAAAAAAUGUCCGACGUGUUUCAGUGUAGAUUUACAAUAAUAAAAUGCUAAUUUUACCACCUCCAUUGUCAAAUUAGCUUUCCAAUAUUGUAAAAUGUACAUUCAAAACAUGUCGGACUUAUUUUUUAACAAUUUAAUUGUUAAAUCAGCGAUCAAUUUUUUCCGUGCAGGACAAAGUGAGGCAGCUGUAAUUAGACUGGUACCUGUAGUUAUCUGAUAGACUCAUGAGAUGAAUGGCAUCCGAGUCUUUCGUUUUCCUAAUGUAGCUCAUGAAACUUAAUAAGUGUCAAAUGAUUGUAACAUAAUUGUAAUCAUCUAUUGUUUUCAUUGUUUUAUUAUUAAAUGUAUUUGAUCAAAUCCC
Bemisia tabaci is the source of this 1060-nucleotide messenger RNA. Its product is annotated as coiled-coil-helix-coiled-coil-helix domain-containing protein 7. Gene Ontology annotation, biological process: mitochondrial respiratory chain complex assembly. Lineage: Eukaryota; Metazoa; Arthropoda; Insecta; Hemiptera; Aleyrodidae. Gene Ontology annotation, cellular component: mitochondrion. The record is from RefSeq and is a predicted model, not a curated record.